GAACAUUGCUCGCGUAGCUGUCUCCGUAAGCGCACGCGACUACGCGACUGACGCAGUGUGACGCAACUAUAGUCGCGGCCGGCGCGCGGUAACUUAUCAACUCGAGCCAUAAGCCACCAAUUACGAAAUUCGUCAAUCCUUUUUCUGAGACCUUCAGCUGACUUCAAUGCCGGAGUUAGACUUUAUGAUUGUGACACGAUCGUAUUGAGUAUGUGUUAUGGUGAUUGAAUUUGAAUGUAACGGUAUACAAGCACAAAAUGAAUAGGCCUGGAGCUUUGGGAUUUUUGUUGUUGACAGUGUUGCUUUCACUGUUAGCUGAUACCGGAGGAUCAGAAGAGCGUAGUCGCGUGAAGCGGUUACGUGCUGACAGUACUCCUGUAGCGCGAGAGCCCGCGCAGGCGCUGGAUGCACCGGAACCAGAGCCGGCUGCUGCACCCGCUCCAUCAGCUUUCCUUAGCCCCUCUGUUAAAGAAUACCUUGAACUGGGCAUGGCUAUACCUGGCAAACCUGGUACUGACUAUCCUGUCCUGGGCGCAGUUCCAUACACUAACUUUUACUGUGAUGACCAGCCUUAUCCUGGUUUCUUUGCAGACAUGGACACCAGAUGUCAAGCUUGGCACUACUGUGACAUCGAUGGUCGUCAAGCGUCAUUCCUAUGUCCCAACGGCACUGUGUUCUCGCAAGGCGUGGCUUCUUGCGACUGGUGGUUCAACGUGCGUUGUGCUUUAUCGCCCGCUCUCUACCCUCUCAACGCUCGCCUUUACCGUCGCCGCAAGCUGACGCGACCGAAACCGCACCGCGUCAUAGACAAACAGCUUGUUGACGAGAUAUUUUUGUAAAUGGAAAUAUGGAUGUUCAGCAGCAUUGUACAGUUGCUUCUUAUUCGUGUUAUUGCUGAAGAUGUUUCAUUUGUAAAUAAAAAAGGUAAACGAACAAUGAUUAACGCUGAAAGAAUGUUGAAAAUGCGCGGUACGGAUGAGGGUGUCAGAAAUGCAUUUUUUUAAUUAUUAAUUUGAUUAUUUCAUUAAAAUAAUUGAUAUACGCAUUUGCUGCAGAUGAACCGAAGUGUAUAUUUUCUUUGCUCGAUUAUAGUUAGUAUUAAGCUGGAAUUAAGUCUACCUCGUAAAUAUGCGCGUUAUCUAUUUCAUACACGACACGAGGGACAGGGCAAAUAUAACCAGUCCUGUAGUAAAUAUGAAAUCGAUACGCGGGAUGGCGUGGGCUAGACAUAAUUCCGGCUUUAUCUGUGGCUUGGUACACAUUAUGAACGCAUAGUUUUGGCGUAAAUUUGUAAAACUAGUAUUCUCGAAAAUUUAUUUAAAAAAAUGUAAAGGAUUCUAACUUCUAAUCCGUAUGUUUUUUGUGUUUUGCAGUAUUUCAUUUAAUCGUAUUUUAAUUAUAAUUUUGUUAAACUAUGUAGGUAUAUUUUUAAUUAUGAGGUCUUGAUAGUAAGUUUACAAAGAAAAGAAUAGAUUAAAACGUAAUAAAAGUAUAUAAUAAUGUUACCGAAAUUCAAAUUUCUUAUUUAUGACUUUAUUCGGUUAGGCAUACACACCAGAAGAUCAUGUAAAUACGAAAUGUAAAAUAUUUGCAAUCCAUAUUGAUAUCAGUGCCAUUAAGGUUUAAAAUCCAUUAGAGAAAUCUUUGAGUUUUUAUUACCUGACUUUCUGUUGAGUUAACGUUCGAUUAGACACGUAUUUUGUGUAAAAGUUAUGUAAAUGUUCAAUUGACUUGACUUAAAUGAUUUAAUUCUG
This is a messenger RNA of Diatraea saccharalis (sugarcane borer), 1754 nucleotides long. The record is from the annotation of a GenBank genome assembly. Lineage: Eukaryota; Metazoa; Arthropoda; Insecta; Lepidoptera; Crambidae.